GUCAGUGAUUCAAGCACUUUGUCAUUUUGCCGAGUUUUCAAUUAACCAGCAAACCGCGAAGCUCAUUCCGGCCGUACGUUAGUUAAGCAAACAAUUGUGUGCAUCGAAAGCGGCGCCGUCUGUCCGUCGAACGUUCAAAUAAUCGCUUUCAAGUGGCAGUUGCAUUUUUUUCAAUUUCCCGUCCGGCCGGAUUUCGCCAUUGUCUCGCGCGCGCUCAUUGUUCUUCCGUUUGUGAUAUUCGUACAUUGUGUUGACCGCAAUUUCGCAAAUGGUCACGUGCGGCCGUCAACCGUUCAAUAUGCUGCCAAUGGCGCCGAUUAAUCCCUUUGUCUUGGCAGCAACAGCAAAAAACGCGAUGACGGCGNCAACGGUGGCAACGGCAACCGUAACGACUGCAAACAUCAAACCAAAGUUGGCGUUCAGCAUCGAUUCGAUAGUUGGCAGCAACAGCAAAAAACGCGAUGACGGCGAUCCCACGCAAACAACAACGAAUUGUCGACCAAUACGUCCUACCGUCAUCUCACCACCACUCUCCUCCUCGCAACGCAGCGACAGUCCAGAUGAACGUCCAAAUGGCGAGCGCGAUCGCGAUCGCUUACUGCUCCCGUACGAGCGUCCGCCCAGUCGCGUCAGCCUUAGCCUCAGCGAAGACUCCCAUCAUUGCCAACAACCAUUAGAAUUAAGGAAUAGCUUUACUGUGAAUUAUCGCUCGGCAGCGGAUCUGCACCACACUGCACUCGCACGCCCGCCCAUGGGUCUCAUCUAUUGUCGUCGUCGCUCGAUAUUGGAUCAAUCGCCGGAACGUGAUUGCGCCAGUCCCCUACUGGCGGGCAGAUGUCGCACACGAUCGCGUUCACGUUCGCCCACUCGCCUAACGCCACAAANCUUACUGCUCCCGUACGAGCGUCCGCCCAGUCGCGUCAGCCUUAGCCUCAGCGAAGACUCCCAUCAUUGCCAACAACCAUUAGAAUUAAGGAAUAGCUUUACUGUGAAUUAUCGCUCGGCAGCGGAUCUGCACCACACUGCACUCGCACGCCCGCCCAUGGGUCUCAUCUAUUGUCGUCGUCGCUCGAUAUUGGAUCAAUCGCCGGAACGUGAUUGCGCCAGUCCCCUACUGGCGGGCAGAUGUCGCACACGAUCGCGUUCACGUUCGCCCACUCGCCUAACGCCACAAACUUCCCGUGAACCUAAUAUAACUGUGAAUCGUAGUCGCACGCCCUCUCUUUCGCCCACACCACCACACAGCCGCGCCACACCACAAUCGCCUCAAACGCCAGGUAGCGCCAGCGGCAGCAUAGGUGAGCUUAAUAAGCGACCCAUUCAUGUGCCUGGCAUACCGGCCGGUUUGAUACGCCCUUUACCAAUGCAAGCGCCACAAAGUCUUUCUCUACUUCAGUCAGGCAGUGGCGGCGGGGGCGGUGCAGUUGGACCCGGUGGGGCGCCCAACUCGUUAGAGGGUGGCAACGCGUCUGGCAACCCUGCUGUUGUGCAUCCUUUAGCGCCAACGAUACCCGGAUCGGUACCGCCAGCACCACCACAACCACACGGUGGGCCUCCGCUGCCGCCAUCUGCAUCUGGUGUUGUUCCACCUCCACCUCCGCCGCCUAAUCCACACUUCCUGGCAGCGCAAUUUCAAAUGGCCGCUGCAUUAGCGCAUCAUCACCAUCAGCAGCAGCAGCAGCAACAACAACAUCAUCAUCAUCCCGCAGCGCAUUUGCCGCCAGGCCAUCCAAUGGCAUUAUUCCCGCCCGGGCCGCAUCAUCCGCACUUUGGCGGGCCACACCUGAUUCGCGACAGUUACCCGCUCUACCCGUGGCUGCUGAGUCGACAUGGACGGAUAUUUCCACAUCGAUUUCCCGGUA
Molecule: messenger RNA, 1862 nt
Organism: Rhagoletis zephyria (snowberry fruit fly)
Lineage: Eukaryota; Metazoa; Arthropoda; Insecta; Diptera; Tephritidae
Product: homeotic protein empty spiracles-like
Source: RefSeq, a predicted model, not a curated record